Molecule: messenger RNA, 4431 nt
Organism: Rhizoctonia solani
Lineage: Eukaryota; Fungi; Basidiomycota; Agaricomycetes; Cantharellales; Ceratobasidiaceae
Product: Retrotransposable element Tf2 protein
Exons: 2
Coding region: 1-4431 (1476 amino acids)
Biological process (GO): DNA integration
Molecular function (GO): zinc ion binding; nucleic acid binding
Source: RefSeq, a predicted model, not a curated record
AUGGAACCAGAGCCGUCCACUGCCGCUCUCCUCAAGGCUAUCACAGCCCUCACCGCCACAGUCGGGUCCUUGCAGGACCAAAUCAAACAACAAGGCCAGCAGCUCACUGAACUCAGGGCCAUAUGCAAGGAAACCGCGGACCUCCUUGGGGAUAAAGACCAGGGAGCACCCCAAGCCCAGCCUGGCCCAUCGACUGGGCCUGUCACUCCUCCCACCCACUUGGGAGGAGAAACCCACACUCCAGGCACGGUUAGGCCUGGGCUCAAAGCCCCUUUCCGCCCCUCAAGAGGGACAGGCUUUGAUUCAGAAGACAAGGAAGAGCCAAGGCGCCCCAAGAAGGAGCCUCAAGGAACGCCUAGGAGGCAUCUAGGGUCCCUAACCCCCUUCGACGCAGGAUCCAGCGUCAAACGACCAAAGAUGGAUCUCCCAGAUCCCUACAAGGGAGAGACCAGGGGCCGGAAAGCCACCCAAUGGCUGGACAGAAUGAUGCUUUGGGUUGCCCUUCACAGGGACCAGUUCGACGAAGAAGAGCAAAUGGUUGUAUGGAUUCUAUACCAUAUGACCGACAAGGCCGCCGACUGGGCACUCCCCAUCAUCGGAGCAAUCAUCAAGGGCGAAGGUAACCCUCCCACUACCAUCCAGGCUUUAACGGCCAAAUUUAAAGAGGCCUUUGCCGACCCCGACGCCAAGCGGGCUGCCGCCAGGAAAAUUGCGGCACUCUCCCAAUCCACCACAACCUCCGAGUACGUCACGGAAUUCCGCAAUCUCAUGGCGGAACUGGACUGGAACAAGGAAGCCUACAUCGCGCAGUUCACGCGAGGCCUCCACUGGAAGGUCAAGGAGUUGCUAUCAACCAAGGAUAGCAUCCCCGACGAACUCGAAGCAAUUUUUGCGGCUGCCAUAAAAAUAGACAACAUCCGCCGCAAAAAUGAGGAGAAUCGCCCCAAAAAAGCCCCUGCCAAGUCCUUGGUCACCGCGACCACUUCCACCACCACCACCCAACGGGUCCGCUUAUCCAAGGACCCUAACUACGUCACGCCGGAAGAACGAGACCGUCGCCGCGCAUCUGGUCUUUGUGUCAAGUGCGGGCAAAAGGGACAUGGCAUCAAACAGUGCCCCAAUGGCUGGAAAGCCACAGUCAAGGAGAAUUUCCCGGCAGAACCCUUAAAAACGUUAGUAGACUCAGGAGCCACAUUGAACUUCAUUUCCCCCUCGAUUGUGGAAAAAUACAAAAUUCCAAAAACCCAACUCGAAAACCCACGAGUUGUGAGAAUGCUAGAUGGUACUAUUUCACAGACUGGUCGCAUUUGGCACCAGGUUCAACUCGCGGUCUCGGCCAAUGGCCAUCCCCACACCAUUCCUUUCCUUGUUUGCCCCAUAGGCAACACACCGGCUAUCCUAGGCAUGACAUGGUUAACGGCAGAAGCUCCUUUGAUUGAUUGGCAACAGGGACUAAUCACCUUCCCCGAACAAGUUCAAAUUGCCUCUGAAGAAGAAGCGGACCCAAACCCUUUAGCAGACCUCCCCCCUCAGUACCAUGAGUUCGCUAAAGUCUUUGGCGAAGAGGAAUUUAAGGUCCUCCCUCCACAUAGGGAGUAUGACAUCUCCAUAGACCUUGUCCCGGACGCCAAACUGACCCCUGGCCCCAUAUACGGCAUGACGGAUGCGGAAUCUAGAGCGUUGAAACAACACAUCGACGAGGAAUUGGCAACAGGCAAAAUCCGCCCCAGCACCUCAUCCGCCGGCGCCCCUGUCAUGUUUGUAAAGAAGGCUGAUGGCUCGCUAAGAUUGGUAGUUGACUAUAGGAAGCUAAAUGACGUCACGCACAAGAACGUCUACCCGCUCCCUAGGCAGGACGACCUCAUGGCCAAACUCAGGCACGCCAAAGUAUUCACCAAAUUAGACUUACGAUGGGGAUAUAAUAAUGUUCGAAUCAGGGAAGGUGACAAAUGGAAAACGGCCUUCAGAACCAAAUAUGGCCUAUUCGAGUACCUAGUUAUGCCUUUUGGUCUUACCAAUGCCCCCGCAGCGUUCCAACAUUUUAUGAACGAUUUGUUCAGGGAUCUUAUCGACGUCACUGUGGUCAUAUACCUGGAUGAUAUACUGAUCUUCUCAGAAAAACCCGAGGACCACCCAACCCACGUCAGGGAAGUCCUAUCACAACUACUGAAGAACCAGUUGUUCUGCAAGCUGUCCAAAUGUCACUUCCACGUUACCACCGUGGAUUAUCUAGGAAUUGUCAUUUCCCCUGCAGGCUUCUCAAUGGAUCAAAAGAAGAUAGAAGCCGUCACUUCCUGGCCCACACCCAGAACAGUCAAGCAAGUUCAGGCCUUCCUUGGUUUUGUCAACUACCUUUGUUGCUUCAUCCCCAAUUUUAGUUUGGUAGCACGGCCCCUGCACAACCUUACAAAAAAGGAAACCCCAUGGUCCUGGGGUAACCAAGAAGAAGAGGCAUUCCAAGAACUGAAAUCCCUGGUCACAAAGUCCCCGGUCCUGAUUCAUUCCAAUCCCAAGCUCCCCUAUUACCUUGAGACAGACGCCUCAGGGGUUGCCAUGGGAGCUAUUCUUAGCCAGCGAGGAUCAGAUAACCGACUACACCCAAUUGCGUAUAUGUCCAAAUCGUUCUCAGGGGCAGAAGCCAAUUACAAUACUCACGACAAGGAACUCCUGGCCAUCAUCAAGGCCUUAGAGGAAUGGCGUAUUUUCCUGGAAGCUACGGACAAGCCAGUUCAGGUAUUCACAGACCACCGCAACCUUGAGUACUGGAUGCAGGCAAGGACAUUCAACCGGCGGCAUGCUAGAUGGCGCGUAUUCCUGAGCGACUUCAACUUUGAAAUACAUUAUCGCCCAGGGAAGCAGUCAGGGAAGCCGGAUGCCUUGUCCAGACGUUCGGACUAUGUAGACCUACCCACGGAACCAGAAGUCAUGCUACCCGCGGAAGUUUUUGCAAACACCUUGGAAGAGGAGGUUGAGAUUGUCACGGAAAUACGGUCUAGACUCAGAGAAGACCCCUCUCUGGAACCAAUCAUCCAGUUCCUUACAGAAGACGCGGAGAAUGCACCCCCUUCCAUUCGAAAGGCUUAUCGGGAUUAUGACUGGGAAGAAGACCUUCUGUGGUACCGCGGAAAAUUAGUAGUCCCAGACUCAGAACUCCUCAAGGAACGAUUACUUAGAGAAUUCCACAACUCCCCAUUGGCGGGUCACCCAGGACAACAAAGGACGUUAGAACUCCUUAGCCGGAACUAUUGGUGGCCAGGAAUGAAAUCAUCCGCCAAGGAAUGGGUGGAAUGCUGCCCUACCUGCCAAGUUAAUCGACGAGCUCACGCCCCUGUCAUCGCCUUAAAGCCGUUAGAGGUUCCCCCUUUCCCGUUCCACACGAUAUCCUAUGACUUCAUCACAGGAUUCCCAAAGUCUAAAGGGUACGACGCGAUCUUAUUGGUCAUUGACUCCUUUUCCAAAUUUGGACACUUCAUCCCUACCACAAAGAAAGUCACAGCUAAAGGACUGGCAGACCUGUUCAUCACGCAUGUCUGGAAGCUUCAUGGGUUGCCAAUCAAGACAGUCUCGGACCGCGGAACCACCUUCACUGGGAAAUUCCUGAGAGCCCUCUACCAGCGCCUUGGAAUCAAACCCGCCUUCUCCUCGGCCUACCAUCCAGAAUCAGAUGGACAGACGGAAAGGGUGAACCAAUUCAUUGAGUUCUACCUCAGAUCUUACGUCACAGCGGAUCACUCGGACUGGGCUACAUGGUUACCAUUAGCGGAAUACGCCUACAACAAUGCUAAACAUUCCGCCACCGGAAAAACCCCCUUUGAGUUAGUCUACGGAAGAAAUCCCGUGAUGAGCCCAUCCAACGUGCCAACAAACAUACCAGAAGCUGACCACGUGGCUGAUACCCUGGCCCAGGAAUGGAAAGAGGCAGAAUCCGCUCUACGAAUGACAAAGGAAAAGAUGGCAGGAUUAAAAGGAAUCACACCGGAGUACUCCAUUGGCGAAAAAGUCUGGCUGGACGGAAAAAAUGUGGAACUACGAACCAACUCCAAUAAACUAGACCCAAGGAGGUUAGGACCAUUUGAAAUCCUAGAAAAGAUCUCCAGCCACGCCUAUUGUCUGAAAUUACCGGAGACCCUGAAGAUCCACGACGUAUUCUACGUGGGGUUAUUGUCCAAAGUCCACGAAAGCCCAAGCCAGCCAUUCCCAGAACGACCUCCCCCUGAAACAAUAGAGGGAGAAGAGGAAUACAAAGUAGAACAAAUCAUUGACUCCAAAAGACAACGGGGCAAAUGGUUUUACCUAAUCAAAUGGAAGGGAUAUGGACCCGAAGAUAACUCGUGGGAACCAGAGGAACUACUUGAGCAUAGUCAGGAGGAGAUCCAACGCUUCAACAAGUCGCGACUGAAAAAGGCUUGUGACUCCGCCAAGAGCCUUUAA